Messenger RNA from Linum trigynum, 4508 nucleotides. The record is from the annotation of a GenBank genome assembly. Lineage: Eukaryota; Viridiplantae; Streptophyta; Magnoliopsida; Malpighiales; Linaceae.
AUUACAUUUAACAAAAUUUACUCAUGGGCGGUGAAAGAAGUUCGAGAAUCUCACUCUAGUUUAGACUUCCAAGUUCCCAUUGUAAAGGAACUCUUCUGGAAACCAGUGUAAUGUGCAUUGCAUCUCCUGCAACAACAACAACAACAACAAAAAUGGGAAAAUAACUCUGCCAAAAAUUACCGUGGUUAAACCAAGAAGCACUUGAACGGUGGUUAAACCAGACAAUGACAGCUGUCACUGCCAACUCAGCAGGCCCAAAUUCCCACGAAAAUCUAGUCCGAGGAUUCUGGUUCUAGACACUCGACCCCUUCCUCGUUUCUCGCACAGCUUUGUCUCAUCACAGCAACAGCAUAGAUCUCUCACUCACUAUAAUCCUUCUUACCCACUUCCGCUUCUCCCAAAUCCCAAUCAAUCCGAACUAAAAUGGAACUAACAGUACUAUUGGCGUCGUCACUAAUGCUCUGUUUUUCCAUCGUCUCAACAACUGCAUCAAUUCUUGACACCAUUGUCCCAGGUCAGUCCAUCAAAGACGGAGAAACCAUCAUCUCGACCGGGCGGUCGUUCGAGCUCGGAUUCUUCAGCCCCGGAACUUCAACCAACCGCUAUUUGGGCAUCUGGUACAAAAAAUACGCCACCGGUACCGUCGUCUGGGUAGCAAACAGAGAAACCCCUCUCCUCGAUCACUCCGGCGUCCUCAAUUUUACUAGCCAGGGCGUUCUUCACCUCCGAGACGGAGUCAACGGCGGAAUCGUUUGGUCGUCGGCCAAUUUGACUAAACCACCAAAGAAUCCCACUGCUCUGCUCUUGGAUUCUGGAAAUUUCGUGGUCAGAGAUGGAAAUUUGAAAACUUCCAAUGUCGAUUACUUAUGGCAGAGCUUCGAUUACCCGACGGACACGACCCUGCCGGGGAUGAAGCUCGGAAGAAAUCUGGCGACCGGAAUGGACUGGUCGCUGACGUCGUGGAAAUCCCCCAACGAUCCGGCGAGAGGAGAAUUCAGCCUCGGGAUCGAUCCACGUGGCUACCCGCAGUUGGUCCUGAAACAGGGGAACAACACCAUAUACAGGGCAGGGCCCUGGAACGGGAACCGGUGGACCGGUUCGCCCAAGCAGCAGUCCAACUCGGUUUACGAUUACUGGUUCGUGUUCAACGAGAGGGAGGUUUACUUCGCGUUUGAGCUGAUCAACGAGUCGCUCUUGUCGAGAUACACGGUCACUGCCUCUGGAGCGACGGGGAGGUUCAACUGGAAGGAUGACAGGCGCGGUUGGGUUACUUAUUUUCUGAUGGGGGCCGACCAGUGCGACAUAUUCGCCAAGUGCGGUCCGACUGCUAUGUGCGACAUCGAUGGUACGAACUACUGUAAUUGUCUGGAUGGGUUCAGACCCGGGUCGCCCGCCGAUUGGGCCGUUCGGGACUGGUCCGGUGGGUGCACCACGAAGGGUCCGCUGGGGCGUUGCAGGAAAGGGGAAGGGUUCGUUCGGCUUCAGAAGGUGAAGUUGCCCGAUACUUCGGGCUCGUGGUUCGACCGGAAUUUGAGCCUCAAGGAGUGUAGGCAGCGGUGCCUGACGAACUGUUCUUGCACGGCUUACAGUAGUCUGGAUGUUACUCGUGGAGGGAGCGGGUGCUUGCUUUGGUUUGGUGGUUUGGUUGAUUUGAGAGCGUAUCCGGAUAAUGGGCAAGAUCUCUAUGUCAGGGUGGAUGCUUCAUAUUUAGCCUCUAUCAAGAAGAAAAAGAGGAAGGUUGUGGGGAUGAGGAUCGCAGUGUUGAUAUCGUUAGUAGCGGUGGUGGUGACUGUAAUCGUGCUGGGAUGGAGACUGUGUCUCGGAAAAAUCAAACAAAGAUAUCAAGGUAAAAAGAAAUAUCGAGCCAGAAAGGGUUCCAACAAUGAUGAUCUGGAGUUGCCAAUGUUCGAUUUUACCACGAUUACGAGCGCAACAAAUAACUUCUCUGACGACUACAAGCUUGGAGAAGGUGGAUUUGGACCUGUUUAUAAGGGAACAUUGUGUGACGGGCAAGUGAUAGCGGUGAAGAGGUUGGCGACGAGUUCUGGACAAGGGUUGGAAGAGUUCAAGAACGAGGUUGUGUUGAUCUCCAAGCUUCAGCACCGGAAUCUUGUAAGGCUAUUAGGUUGUUGUAUUGAAGGGGAUGAAAGGAUGUUGGUCUACGAAUACAUGCCGAAUAAGAGUUUGGAUCACUUCAUUUUUGAUGAAUCAAGAAGCAAGCUUCUGGAUUGGCAGAGACGAAUCGACAUUAUCGAAGGGAUUUCCAGAGGGCUUCUGUAUCUGCAUCAGGAUUCCAGGCUAAGAAUAAUCCACCGAGAUCUAAAAACCAGCAACGUUCUACUCGACAUUGAUAUGAACCCGAAAAUCUCCGACUUUGGGAUGGCUAGAAUGUUUGGAGGGGAUCAAACCGAGGCUUGCACGAGCCGAGUCGUCGGAACAUUUGGAUACAUGGCUCCAGAAUACGCAAUAGACGGAUUGUUCUCGAUGAAAUCGGACAUCUUCAGCUUCGGAGUUCUGGUCCUAGAAGUGCUGAGUGGGAGGAAAAACAGGGGAUUUUUCACUAGUGAUCAUGGCCUCAACCUUCUUGGACAUGUGUGGAAGCUGUGGAUGGAAGAGAAGCCACUGGAGCUGGUGAAAGAGGAACAAAGGCAGAUAGUGGUGUCUGAUUCAAGGCUUGCGGCGCUGAUAAAACGACACAUUCAUGUGGGUUUGUUGUGCGUUCAACAGGAACCUGAAGAUCGUCCAAACAUGUCGACGGUGGUGCUGAUGCUGGGAGGAGACAGCUUGCUGCCGGAUCCAAAGCCGCCUGGGUUCUUCGCCGAGAGAAAAGUGCCUGAGACAGACUCUUCUUCUUCGUACAAUAAAUCACGUUCCAUAGGUGAAAUCACGGUGACGGAGUUCAUUCCCCGCUAGUUGGUGAAGAUGAUGAAAAAACAGAAGGAGAUAAAAGACCAUGAGGUGGUGAUUUUAUUGUGUUCUUGUGCGGAGUCUGUGUAACCCCUCUGUUUUCUGCAACAAAUGAGUAGAGCAAGUAAUAACAUAGCCAUGAAUCCACAAAUCAAGAUGCAAAAUGGAACAUCUUAUUUAGAGCUGAAAAUUUGCAUGUCCCAGGUGUCCCUAACCCUGUUUGAUCCGUCUCUGAAAGGUCAAGAUGUAUAACUGACACGUCCCGUCCCUGUUUUAUUCUUGACCCUGUCUGACCAUCAAGGCUUGGGACGGACUGGGUCAAUUGGUCGACCCUAAUCAAUACACUAUUUUUUUACAAAUUAUAUUUUGGUACCCAAAAUUAUUUUCUCUUAUAAUUUAAUACCUAUUUUUUUUUUCAAAUAAGUCCAUAAAUUUUGACGGUAAAAUUACAUUUUGAUACCCAAUUUUUAUUUUUAUUUUUACAAGUUAGUAUCUAAACUUUUAAAACUUUACAAAAAGGUCCAAUGUGGUGUGAGAUAUUUGUUGUUGUUAAGGGUCACAGGGUCAAAACGUGAUCCGUCCCUAAGUUGUCUCUACCCGUCACGAUCCUUACAGGGUUAACAAAUGACCCGUCCCUAAUCUGUCCAUGUAGACAAACUGACCCGUCCCGACCCUUAGAAACGAGACGGGUCGGGACGGGUCAGUGGGUCUUCCGGGUCAAGCUUUCACCCCCUAAUCUUAUUAGCAAUAACAUAAAAAAAAAAUUAAUCAAUUGCAUAAUAUAAAAGUGAAUUCUAAACAUAAUAAAAUUAAAGUCAAACAAUACAAAACUCAAAAUUCGUGUAGUUACACAAUAAUAGCUCGGUUUACACCGCUUACAACAAACCGCCACAAGAUUUCACAUAAAUUUUGAUAGAAUUCCAUUGAUGCAAAUGAUCUCUCUACCCAACCUGUUGCACGCAGUGAAAAUUGUCGUUCAGAAAUGUACGGAUGGAAGGGCAUGAGCGUGGAUCGAUCGACGACGCCCCCUUUUACCAUCACAAAUGAAACCAUGCAUGCAGCUGUCGGCAUGCAAUUUUACCUUUCUUUCCGCGUGUGUGGUUUGAACUUUGAAUUUAUCGGACGGCCCCUUUGAUUAUUAGUUUUGAUACAACUUGUUAUCUGAAAAUGACGGCACUGGAUGAUGACGAUGAUUCUAUUCCUCUCGCUGAAAAAAGUAUUUUGUGUCGAUCGACGGCCAAAUUGUUAGAUUAGAAAUUGUGGUGAUCGAAGACCCUUCACCGCCAUUCUUGGUGGAAUUCCUAUGCUCCAGCUGAUUUCAUUGACCAGACUAGUCUUUCAACCGUAACUUCUGCUCAUCAUUGAACAAUUAAUCACCUUCUUCAAGACUCCCCUCAGAAGCUUAGUGAAACAUAAAUGACCAAAGUUUCAUUAAUUAGUAGGCUGUUGGUUAGGUGGUUAUUCUAUUUACAAAUCUAUAAACACUUUGCUGUUGGGUUUUGGUGUUCUUUCUAAUUCGGACUUAAUAAUCUUUUCCUGGUGAAAGUGUCACUUAUUUUAACUAUCGAAAGAGGAGUCUUCAAUAAGGAAUUACAUGACAA